Molecule: messenger RNA, 5929 nt
Organism: Vicia villosa (hairy vetch)
Lineage: Eukaryota; Viridiplantae; Streptophyta; Magnoliopsida; Fabales; Fabaceae
Product: trans-Golgi network-localized SYP41-interacting protein 1
Exons: 9
Coding region: 185-5620 (1811 amino acids)
Cellular component (GO): cytoskeleton
Source: RefSeq, a predicted model, not a curated record
UCAUUUAUUAUUUAAUUUAUUUAUUUAUGUUUCUUACAAUCCGAAUUUCGUCGUCUUGCUUGGUACUCACUCUCUGUAGCUAUUUCAGAUUUUCGAAGUCAAUUUACAUUCUAGGGUUUCGUGUUUUUUCAAUAAUCUUUUUGUUCUGAUCCGAAUGAACCUAGUUUAGGAGGGAGCAUUUGAAAUGUCUGAGAAUAAUCACGUUGCAGAGCAAGAUUCGGAUUCGGAUCCUCAUUUGGGAACCCAAUCAAAUGGGGAAACAGAAUCUACCAUUGACCAGGUAACUCAUGUUGAUCUCCAAGAUGAAGUUUUGGAAGAGGCUGAAGAUGGGAUGUUUGAAGAUUGCCCUGACGAGCUAAACUCGUUCGAUGGUAGGCAAAAGGAAGAAGAAGCUGUAGAUACUGAAAAUGGAGAUGAGAAGGAAGAGGAAAGUCAAAUUCUUCAUAUACAACAGAGUGGCGCAGCGGGGGAGCUGGAACAGCUGCGUAUUAAGUUUGAGAAUGCUGUUGCUGAGAAAGAAAGUGUCGUGGAGGAAUAUCAGGAACUUUUAUCGGCGAGGGACCGUGAGAUAGAGAAUCUAAAUGCAAAGGUUUCUGAAUUAGUGUUAUCCAAUGAGAGUUUGCAAGUUUCGUCACAAGCUCGGUUUGAAAAAGAUGGUCAUAUUGAUGAUGUGGUGGAUAGGAUAAUAUAUUCUCUUGCAACUGUUGUUAAUCGAGAGCAAGUAUCGGAUGAUUCUAGAAGUGGGAAAAUAGUUUAUAUUGAAGAAAAUACUGCACUUUUGAUUGAAAAGUAUAAUCAGUUUCUUUCUGAAAUUUAUCAACUUGGGCAGUCGUUUUCUGAGGUUGGCUUGGGUAGUAUAGCGAAUGAAUAUGGGAACAUACUUGUUGAUGCUCGAGGUGGUUUGCUAGAGCUCAAGAGAAAGGAAGAAGAAUUGAGUCAAAAACUGUCUCAUUUAGAAGAUGAAAAUCGGAAGCUGGUUGAAGAGCUUGACAAGGAAAAGGUGAUAAUAGGGACAUUGAACACUGAGCUUGGAAAUGUAAAAGUAGAACUAGAGCAGGAAAAGGUUAAAUGUGCUAAUACCAAAGAGAAGCUUAGUAUGGCUGUGACAAAAGGAAAGGCCUUGGUCCAGCAGCGAGAUUCACUGAAGUCAUCUCUGGCUGGUAAAUCCAGUGAGCUUGAGAAAUGUUUAAUUGAACUGCAGGAGAAAUCAGCUGCACUAGAAGUUGCUGAACUUACUAAAGAAGAGUUGGCCCAGAGUGACAAUAUGGUUGCAUCCCUGAAUAAUUCAUUACAACAAAGUCAUGCAAUUUUUGAGCAAGUAGAAGAAAUCUUGUCUCAUGCAGAACUUGAUCAGCCUGAAAUGCUUGAUUUGCCAGAGAGACUAAGAUGGCUUGUGGAUGACAGAAAUAAACUUAAGGGCGCCUUCCUGGAACUACGCAAAUUGAAGGAUUCUCUUUCUCUACUAGACUUUCCAGAGUCUGUUUCAUCAUCUGAUCUGGAAUCACAAAUGAACUGGCUUAUAGAUUCUUUCCGUAAGGCCCACAAUAAUAUUUAUGCUCUACAGGAAGAAGUUUCUACAAUCAAGGAAGCAUCCAUAAAUCAUAUUGAUCAGAUGAGUAUUUCACUUUUGGUGGAUUCACAGGAAAAAGAUUACCUUCAGGCUGAAUUAGCAGAUUUGAGGUUUGAAUAUGGCGAGCUAGUUGGCAAGAACCAUCAGAUUUCUUUGGAGAAGGAUCAGAUAGUGAAAAUGUUAAUUGAUUUUUCCGGUCUAAACAUGAAUGAUGAAGGAAUUGAUCAGUUCUCUUCCACCACUUUGAUGAUCAUUGACUUAUGUUUUCAAAAAUUGAAAGGACAGAAUGGUUCCCCCUCCGAAGCAUCUCAUAUUGAUUACGCAUUGUUUGAAAAGAUUCAAAGUCUCCUGUAUGUCAGGGAUCAGAGCUUAAUGCUCUACGAAGACAUACUUGAAGAAGAUUUUCUAAUUAGAUCUGAUGUGAAUAUGCUGACAAAAGAGUUAAAAGUGGUAUCUGAGGAAGUUAUAGCUCUGAAAGAAGAAAGGAGUUCUCUGCUGAAAGAUCUUGAACGAUCAGAGGAAAUUCAAAGUCUACUGUAUGUCAGGGAUCAGAGCUUAACGCUGUAUGAAGACAUACUUGAAGAAGAUUUGCUAAUUAGAUCUGAUGUGAAUAAGCUGUCAAAUGAGUUAAAAGUGGUAUCUGAGGAAGUUAUAGCACUGAAAGAAGAAAGGGAUUCUCUGCUGAAAGAUCUUGGACGAUCAGAGGAAAAGACUGGCAUGCUCAGGGACAAGUUGUCCAUGGCAGUUAAGAAAGGAAAGGGAUUAGUUCAAGAUAGGGACAAUCUAAAAGGUAUUAUAAAUGAAAAGAACUCAGAGAUUGAGCAGUUGAAGGUUGAUUUACAGAAGCAUGAAUCUGAAGUUUCUGAAUACAAGGAUGAGAUCAAGAGAUUGUCCAGUGAUUUGGAAAGCAUUCCUAAACUAGAGGCUGAUCUUCUGGAAAUAAAAAUGGAAAAGAAUCAGUUUGAACAGUUUUUGAUGGAGAGCAAUAACAUGUUGCAGAGAGUGAUGGAAUGCAUUGAUGGUAUCGUUCUUCCAGAUGAUCCAGUUUUUGGGGAACCUAUAGAUAAGGUGAAGUGGCUUGCUGGUUUUGUCAAUGAUUGCCAAGAUGCUAAGGUGCAUGUAGAGCAACAGCUGCAGUUAGUUAAGGAUGAAGCCAAUAUACUUGAAGUUAAAUUGGCAGAAACCCAAGAAACUGUAAACUCCCUAGGGCAAAGAUUAUCUUCUUCAGAGGACACUGUUUCUCAACUUGCUGAAGAAAAGAUAGAGUUAGAACGCGAGAAAGAAAAAGCUGUGGAAGAGUUACAGAAAGUUAAAGAAAAAAUUGCUGAAGCUUGCAGUACUAGUAAGUUACUUGAAGACGCCUUAUCACAGGCAGAGAAAAAUAUUUCUGCGCUUUCUGAAGAGAAAGAGCAGGCUCAAAUAUCUAGAGUUGCUGCAGAGACAGAGUUAGAGAGAGUUAGAGAUGAAGCAGUCAGGCAGACAGGAGAACUAGCAGAGGCCAGCAGAACCAUAAAGGAUCUCGAAGUUGAACUAUCUCAGGUUGAGAGUAAGGUCAAUUUUUUGACUGAAAAGUAUGAUGCGGAUCAAGUUGUCAAGACUGAUCUGGAAAAUGAAUUGAGGAAGCUGCAAGAUGAAGCAGCAAAUAAUGCUAGUAAAUCAGUUGAUGCAGAGAUAGAGUUAGAGAGAGUUAGAGAUGAAGCAGUCAGGCAGACAGGAGAACUAGCAGAGGCCCGUAGAACCAUAAAGGAUCUAGAAGUUGAACUGUCUCAGGUUGAGAGUAAGUUCAAUUUGUUGACUGAAAAAAAUAAUGCUGAUCAAGUUGUCAAGACUGACUUGGAAAAUGAAUUGAAGAAGCUGCAAGAUGAAGCCGAAAAUAAUGUUAGUCAUUCAGUAGGUUCGUCUGCUACUAUAAUAUCACUGGAAGAUGAAUUGUUGAAGGCUCGAGAUGAUAUUUCUACCCUAGAAAAUGCAAAUGAAAUUGCCAAACAGGAAAUAUCUUCGCUCAGUUCAAAGUUAAGUUCAUACAUGCUUGACUUAUCAGAAAAGAAUGGCCGCCUAAGUACCAAAUCCCUAGCACUCCUUACAUCCUUUAAUUAUCUUCUGACACUUAUUAGAGACGAUGCUCUAUUUUUCAAGAUAAAACAAUCCUUUGAGACGAAAUGUGAGACCUUGAAGAAAGUGCAUCUCACUGUGAACAAAGUAAAUAGCUAUCUUACCCUGGCUGCUAAGGAUUCCGAAGGGCACCUUGAGAUGGAGGAAGAUCCACCCGUAAGAAAACCAUUUACGGGCAUCCUUGAAAAAUUUGAAGUUGAAAUAGACAAAGGAGAGACUAUUACUAUUGACACCAUAAUCUCAUCAAUUGGAAAAAUUGCAGACGAAUUAAUGUUGAGAAGCAAACAUAUUGCAGAUACGUUUAAUGAAUUUUCGGAUUCUAUUGAUGAAUUUCUUUCUCCUCUCCCUGGAAAACUACUGGAAACUGAGUCAAAUAUAAUAGCUAUUGUUGAGCACAUGAAAAUAAUGAAAGAUGAGGCAAAUAGUGUGGCAAAGUUGAACGAAGAAAAGGAUAAUAUUAUCGCCUUCUUAGAGAAUGAUAUCAAUUUAUUGCUGUCGUCAUGCACUGAUUCUACCAAUGAACUUCAGAAUGAAGUUCACCAAAAUCUUGGGCAACUUGGCUCCACUUUUGAGGUCGAGAAGUUCAACCAUGAAGCAGAUGAACAAGUAGAACAUCAUAGAAACAGUAAAUAUGCAGACGCAUCAAGAAAGUUGAUAAAUGCUUCUGGAAAAGUUCAAACUUUGAUUAAACAGUUCAAAUAUAAAAGUGAGCAAGCAGAUACAACAGUUAGAGAUUUGCAGGCCAAAUUGAAUGAAACCACAGUUGCUUUUGAAUUGGCUACAGAGGAGAAAGACGUCAAUAAGAACAGAGUUUUGCAGUUGGAGUCUGAUAUUCAAUCACUCGAAAUUGUUUGCAGUGAGCUUAAGGAUAAGGUAGAGGGUUAUCACGGCCUAGAAGAAAAACUAAAGGAAAAAGAGGAAGAGAUUUCAUCAAUGCACAGUGCUUUGAUGGCAAAAGAAGAAGAAAGCUCUAUCCUCUCAGCAUCUCAGUUAAGAGAUAUCUUUGACAAGAUAGAUAGGAUCGAUAUCCCUAUUGUAGAGUCUGAAGAUGAUUUGGAGAUACAUACUUCAGACCCUGUGAAGAAGCUCUCUUACAUUAUUGAUAGUGUUACAAGGUUGCAUCAUCAGAUGAAUUCUCUGUCUCAUGAUAAAAAAGAGAUGCAAACAAUCCUUGAUACUAAGGUUCUUGAAAUUAAUGAUCUAAAGGAGGAAGUCAAACAACUCAAUAGACACUGUGAAGACUCAAAAAUGGUCAAAAGCGAACUUUUUGAACUGACCUCUGUCUUGGAAAAAAUUAUAGAUAUUUUGGGAGCCAACGACUGGGUUGUAGAUAGAAAAUCUAAAGGUGUUAAAGAAUUAUUGCCAGCAUUGGAAAAGCAUAUCAUUGCCAUUCUUUCGGAAUCUGAAAAUUCAAAAUCUAAGGCCCAGGAACUUGGUAUUAAAUUAGUUGGAAGUCAGAAGGUUAUUGAUGAAUUAACGACCAAGGUUAAUUUACUUGAAGAUUCAAUUCAAGAUAGGAAUUCUCAGCCAGAAAUUGUCCAGGAAAGGAACAUAUACGAAGCACCCUUAUUACCUGCUAGCUCCGAGAUAACUGAAGUUGAAGAGGGAUCUCGUGGCAAUAAAAAAUUAUCUCCUGUCCCAUCGGCUGCUCACGUGCGAAGUAUGCGAAAAGGAUCUACUGACCAUCUUGCACUUGAUAUUAGUAUGGAGUCUGAUAAUUUAAUCAGCAGUACUGAUACCAACGAUGAUAAAGGUCAUGUAUUCAAGUCUCUGAACACUUCUGGAUUCGUACCGAAACAAGGAAAGCUCAUUGCAGAUCGUAUUGACGGAAUAUGGGUAUCUGGUAGCGGUAUUCUCAUGAGUCGCCCGAGAGCAAGAUUGGGACUCAUCGGCUAUAUCCUAAUCAUGCAUAUAUGGCUACUGGGAACAGUAUUGUAGAAAAACUGUGAUCUAUCCAAUAUAGAAUGCUCAACACACAAUGGCCUUCAUCUGCAAAUUCCAAUGUAGAUACAGUAUCAAUGUCCAUCUGCUUCUAAAUGAAGCCUACCCUGUUCUCUAUUAGUUCUCUGCAAUCACAUUUUAGGGAUUGAGAGAUUUUAGUUUUCAUGUUUGACCUCAGUUUCUAACAUUGUAUUAGCCCUACAUUUGUUACAAUAUUAAGGGAUAUUGUAGGUAGAAAAUAGGUAGAUGAAUUUUUUUCACUUGUUAGUAGUAUAAUAAAAAUGUAGAAAAAAUUUUAUAGUGACA